Glossina fuscipes is the source of this 1204-nucleotide messenger RNA. Its product is annotated as turripeptide Gli9.1. The record is from RefSeq and is a predicted model, not a curated record. The transcript has 2 exons. NCBI's taxonomy places the organism in Eukaryota, Metazoa, Arthropoda, Insecta, Diptera, Glossinidae. Bases 41 to 322 code for a protein of 93 amino acids. Gene Ontology annotation, molecular function: protein binding.
AUUUAAGUAUUAGCUAACGAUAGGAGGCAUUCAGAAGUCAAUGAAUAUCGCGGCAGUCAGUCUUCUUUUGGUUUUCAUCAUCUCAACAAGUUUAGCUUCUGGUAAGACUAUAAUUAAUUGCUCUACGACUUGUUCCAAUGAAUAUCGGCCCAUAUGUGCUGAGAUUGAGCGACCACGUCGGGGUCGUUGCACUUUUCCGAAUAGAUGCGUGCUUGCGCGACGUCAGUGUAGGCGACCCAUCGAAGUCUGGCGCAUUAUGAUAAUUGGCACCUGUCCAAUAGCAUCAAAAUUUUGUGAUCGUUUUAUGGAAAUGACUCCUUAAAUUUUUAAUAUAAAAAUGUAUUUAAAAUUUUUUACUUAACAUUGAGAUUCAAAUAAAUAAAAAAUAUAUUAAUUAUCUCAUCUCAUAAAUGAUUUUUGUGCUUCUCCGGUCAUAGAUGACACUACAGACUUUAUUUUCACCUUUAAAUCGAGACAGAUAUACGCGUUCGCAUUUAAGGAAAUGCUUCAUGCUAGUGCCUUUGUCCGUCAAUUGUUCGAUUGCUUAUAGUUACAAGAUGUCAGUCAGACAAUUGAGACUGGGAUCUCUUACGUUUUCAGUGCACGCCCAAGAAUCAAAUUUAAAAAUGGGUGCAAUGCAAUUUUCAAACGGUCCAAUCUGCAGGUUGGUGCGAGAAUAUCGUAAGGCUAACUAAGCAGGCAGCGCAAGAGUAAUGCCGAUUUGCAAACUAAUAUAAUAUUUUGCAGUACGAGGUCUAAAGAAGAAUUUGCAUAAUUUGUAAACAUUAUGAUCCUAUGAAAAUAACGCUAUUCACAGUCAAAAUUUUCUCCGUGUACUAGUUAAUCUAAGACAUUGUGAUGGCUAUAAUCUUUGCGUCAUUUGUACUCUAUACGCACUGACAUAAAUGUCGGUGUUGGCUGUGCGAUGUCUGAAUUUAUUGACUAUGAAAGCCAAUCUAGUACCGAGUCGACACAUUUAAGCACAAAUUUGCGAUUGCUUGUUUCCAAGAAGCGGAAAUUGCCUUUCAGAAGGCAUAUAAGUGAAUACUUAUUAAAAAUGAAAGAUUUAAAUAAACACUUGGACCUGCCGAGAUAAGUCAACUAAGCUAAAAUAUUUUCUUAUGAAUUUCUUCGCAUGUUAAUAAAAAAAAGAGAAAAUAUGUAUGUAUAUGUAUAGAGAAUUAAUUACGGAAUAUAAGUGGAA